Fomitopsis serialis is the source of this 1071-nucleotide messenger RNA. RefSeq lists its product as uncharacterized. The record is from RefSeq and is a predicted model, not a curated record. The coding region runs from base 1 to 1071 and encodes 356 amino acids. Gene Ontology annotation, molecular function: hydrolase activity, acting on ester bonds. The transcript is spliced from 6 exons. NCBI's taxonomy places the organism in Eukaryota, Fungi, Basidiomycota, Agaricomycetes, Polyporales, Fomitopsidaceae.
AUGGGCAAGAACAAGAAGUCCUCCGUACCUGACGAGCAGCACCUACACCUUCCGCGUCUCUCCUCCAUCCCAGAGGGCAUAAUCACACCAAUCGUUGAUACGCAUACGCACCUGCACUCGACCUUCGGUGCCUAUCGCAGCAAGUAUCCGUCCGGGCGCUAUGAGACCGUCUUCGACUUCGUGCGGGGGAUGUAUGACGGGCGAGGCGUGGAGGCGAUUGUGGACGUAUGGUGCGAGGCGCCGGUGCUGAAGCAGGCGUGGAGGGAGCUCGCGGACUCUGCGCUGACGGAGGAAGGGAGGAAGAGCCAGUGGGCGGGUAUGGAGUAUUGGUUCGUUAUGGGUGCGUAUCAGUUCCGUGCCUAUCGCCCGGCACUCGUUGCGGUGCUCCCGUGCGGGGCUGUGUCCAUCCCGAAGCUCUACUCGGAGGAAGUAGAGAAUGAUAUCCUAGAAGCGAUGGCCCAUCCACGCUGCGUCGGCUGGGGCGAAAUAGGCCUAGAUUACCAUUACGAUAACUCUCCCCGUGAACUCCAGCAGCAAGUCUUCACCCGCCAGCUCCGGCAUGCUGUACGUCUCGGUAAGCCGCUCACCAUCCACACGCGCGAGGCGGAGGAGGACACGGAGAGGAUAAUGAAGGAAGAGGUGCCGAAGGACCAUAAGAUCCAUAUACACUGCUAUACGGACUCGCCGGAGUGGGCUGCGCGAAUGCUGGGGCACUUCCCCAAUCUAUACAUCGGCAUCACAGGCGUCAUCACUUACUCUUCGAACCUCAACACCGCCAACGUCAUCCGCCAUCUCACCUCCUCGCCAUCGUCUUCUCUGCGCAUUCUCCUCGAGACAGACGCGCCUUUCAUGGUACCGUCAAACUUAUACGACACCGCGCUCAAGGGCGUGAAGGGCCGUCUGCCGCUGAGCCACAGCGCGAUGAUCCCGUGGACGGCGGAGUUCGUCACCGGAGUCGCAAACGAGGCGGGGACGGGGGUGGAGGUGGAGGCGGGGAGAGCAGAGUCGUGGGAUGCGGAGAGGGUGAUGCGCGUAGCGAGGGAGAAUUCGAGGAACAUGUACGGCGUUUGA